CAUUUCGUUUUUUUUUUUACUCAGCGAGCUUCUGAAGAACUGGUGAUUCAUCGCCUUUGAUCAGUCCCUGAUUCACAUUGCCUUUCUAUAGCUGCUGGGAUUGUUAGAACCUGAAAAGCAAAUCAAAAUGGUCGUUCUUGCUGCUUCCAUCGUGAGCAAGUCUGGAAAAGUGCUUGUUUCCAGGCAAUCUGUGGAUAUGUCCCGUAUCAGAAUUGAAGGUCUACUUGCAGCUUUCCCUAAGCUGGUUGGCAUGGGCAAGCAGCAUACCUAUAUUGAGACAGAGAAUGUGCGAUAUGUAUAUCAGCCUAUUGAAGCUCUCUUCCUACUUCUUGUUACAACUAAGCAGAGCAACAUUCUAGAAGAUCUGGACACGCUCAGGAUGCUCUCCAAACUUGUACCUGAGUACUCCAUGUCAUUAGAUGAAGAAGGGAUUGGCAGGGCGGCUUUUGAGCUGAUAUUCGCUUUUGAUGAAGUCAUAUCUCUUGGGCACAAGGAAAGUGUGACAGUUGCCCAGGUGAAGCAGUACUGUGAAAUGGAAAGUCAUGAGGAGAAGUUGCAUAAACUGGUGAUGCAGAGCAAGAUCAAUGACACUAAAGACGUGAUGAAGCGUAAAGCUAAUGAGAUUGACAAAAGCAAGAUUGAAAAGAAUAGAGAUAUUAAGGGAUUUAAUUCCAUGAGCUCAAUGGGAUCUGGAAGACUGGAUAGUAGUUUCAAUGACUUGAGCAUAUCUAGUGAUGGUGGCCGUUUUCGAAAUUCUAGCUUUGACAUGAUUUCAGAUGUUGAGCCUAUCAAUACCAAGGCGAAAGAUCGAUCACGGUCUCACGUUACUGCUCCUCCGAAGAGUUCUGGAAUGAAACUUGGCAAGUCGGGAAAGAACCAGUUGAUGGAGUCCCUUAAAGCAGAGGGUGAAGACAUCAUUGAAGACGUUAAGCCUACUGGCCAAUCCAGAGCAGCUGCCCCACCUCCAACUGAUCCUUUCACAUUAACUGUCGAAGAGAAGCUCAAUGUCACAUUGAGACGAGAUGGUGGAAUCAGUAGCUUUGAUAUGCAGGGAACCCUGUCCCUUCAAAUUCUUAACCAAGAAGAUGGAUUUGUCCAAGUUCAGAUUGAAACCGGUGGAAAUCCUGAAAUUCUUUUCAAGACCCAUCCCAACAUUAACCGAGAACUCUUUAAUAGUGAGAGUAUUCUAGGGCUAAAGAGACCUGAUCAGCCAUUUCCCACUGGUCAAGGUGGAGAUGGAGUUGGUCUGCUGAGGUGGAGAAUGCAAAGAGCAGACGAGUCGAUGGUGCCACUAACAAUCAACUGCUGGCCUUCAGUCUCUGGAAGUGAUACAUAUGUCAGCAUCGAGUAUGAAGCCUCGUCCAUGUUUGACUUGACUAAUGUCAUCAUCUCCGUACCUCUUCCUGCUUUGAGAGAGGCACCAGAAGUUAAACAAUGUGAUGGAGACUGGAGGUACGACUCAAGAAAUUCUGUUCUGGAAUGGUCUAUACUUCUGAUUGACAAUUCCAACCGCAAUGGGUCAAUGGAGUUUGUUGUGCCACCAGUUGACUCAGGGGUGUUCUUCCCCAUCUCUGUUCAGUUUGCAGCGACCAGUACAUACAGUGGCUUGAAGGUGACCGGAAUGAUUCCUCUGAGGGACGGUGGUGGUGCGACUCCAAGGUUUGUGCAGAGGACGCAGCUGAUUGCACAGAAUUACCAAGUCGCAUGAGAAAUAAGCUCUUUGAGUUUCUCCUUUUGGAUCCUCUGUUUUUUUUUUUAAUAUAAAUUGCUUCUAUACUAUCGGGUUUUGGUUCACUUUCGUAAUUUGUAUGCAAAAAGUUAAAUCUUAAUUUUCUGGGAUUCUGCUAGUUUGUUUAUCUACUUAUAAGACUUACAUAUUCAUGUCAUUGUUCUUGAUCGACUUGCUUAAUUUGUCAAUCUGAACGAGUUUUCUAUUC
Eutrema salsugineum is the source of this 1937-nucleotide messenger RNA. RefSeq names its product coatomer subunit delta. Bases 128 to 1708 code for a protein of 526 amino acids. Gene Ontology annotation, biological process: endoplasmic reticulum to Golgi vesicle-mediated transport; Golgi localization; retrograde vesicle-mediated transport, Golgi to endoplasmic reticulum. NCBI's taxonomy places the organism in Eukaryota, Viridiplantae, Streptophyta, Magnoliopsida, Brassicales, Brassicaceae. The record is from RefSeq and is a predicted model, not a curated record. The transcript is spliced from 12 exons. Gene Ontology annotation, cellular component: cytosol; COPI vesicle coat.